Messenger RNA from Nicrophorus vespilloides, 1420 nucleotides. RefSeq lists its product as uncharacterized. Bases 65 to 1411 code for a protein of 448 amino acids. The transcript has a single exon. Lineage: Eukaryota; Metazoa; Arthropoda; Insecta; Coleoptera; Silphidae. The record is from RefSeq and is a predicted model, not a curated record.
UUCUUUCAGCGAGGUGCGCACCUCCUUUCCCUUAGCGGAUAUCCGCUUCCCCAUUUCCCCCAUCAUGGGGGAAACUCAUUCAGGCGGCGACAUGGACUCCACAGAGCUAGUCAACAAGAAUCCAAAUUCUAACCGAGAAACCAUCAAUUUUUUUAAUGACCAAGACUCCGGACCAUUCAUAGUCAACGUAGAACCAACAGAUCCUACUACAAACUCUACUAAUUCUAUUUCCCUGGGAUACAAGCUUUCUCUAUCUAUUAAAAAUAGAAUAAACAAAGUGGAAAGUAGAGGAAGAAAUAGGGUAGCCGUUUUCUUCAAAACUAAAAACUACGCAAAUGAAUUUCUUACCUCCGACUUUUUAGUCAACAACAAAUUGAAAGCAUACAUUCCCUCUCAUAUCAUAUCCUGUAAGGGAAUAAUUCGUGAUAUCGAUAGAACCAUCCUUGAGGAUGACAUACAAAAAAACAUGAUAUGCAGCGACAGUAGGGAAAUACUUAGAGCGGAGCGAAUCAAUAGGAGAAGCCACAACGAAGCAGGCGAGACAGUAUAUGUCCCUACUAACUCUCUCAUAAUAACAUUUAGAGGGAAACAACCCCCCGAGUCUGUGUCCAUCUACUUAAACUUCCGAAGACCAGAAACCUAUGUCCCCAGAGUCAUCCAAUGCUUUGGAUGCCUCAGGUACGGACACACGAAAAAGAUUUGUAAAUCUAAACUAGUACGUUGUCCAGCUUGCUCGGAAAACCACCAAAUAGAGUCCUGCCCCUCGAAAGACGACCCCACUUGCGCGUACUGCGAGGGCAAGCAUCUAACCAACGAAGCAAACGUCAGGUUAUCAGAGCGUAGAUGUCCCGAAUACUUAAAACAGAAACAGAUUAAAGAGGCCAUGGUCAGGCAUAACUACAGUUUCUUCGAAGCGAGGGAUCACCUAUAUCCAACACAACCCAGCUUCGAAUGGGAGAAAGAGUUUCCGCGACAUAACACCUACCAAGAAGACCCUCUUCCACUCAGACCGUCUGUGUUCACUAAAAAUACAUAUGCCUCGACCUUAGUAUCUCCCCCUAAAACCAAUAAAACUAAAAUAAUAUCUGUGCCGGCGCACAAGUACAGGACAUCAGAACAUAGCUAUGCGAAAACAAGUCCUUCGCCAAAAAGGAAGAAGCCGAGGACUAGGAAAUCACCAGACCUAGAAUACCGACCACCAAAACCCCUUUUAAAGAAUGAAGAUCCACCUAUCACCACCGACGAAGAAGCAGACGACGCAGCGAUAGCGUUCCUACAAAAGCUGGCACUCAGCGCUAGCCAAGGGCGCUUUGGAACGAAUAGUAGAAUAACCGCAGCCAUCCAGGAAAUAAUAAGAUUGUUAAGGGACCCUAAAGCAUACCAAAAUGGAUCAGAGACUAACAGUAGUUAGUUGGAACGU